AACAAAAGGCCAACCGUCGCAAACAUUUGAACUGAGCGGACUGAGCGACGGUAUUUGUAAGACGCCUUUGUAAAAUCUUCACAGUGUGUAGAGAGAGUGCGGCUGACGCAAUAGGAGAAGUGCAACGCGUGUAAAACGACUCAAAGAAAAUUGAUGAAAUAUUCCCUUCAGGAUUGAAUUAGUUUCGUUAAUCGUUAGAAAGGUGUUAGAUCAAGUUGUGUAAUAAAGAAAUUUAGAAGUUAAAUUGAGUUCUUGUGGAGAAAUAUCCCGGAUAGACCGCCAGACAUCCAGCUGGCAGAUUUUGCUGACAGCCUCUGAAGAAAAGGAAAGGCGAGCGCUUGCGUCUUAGGUUUUGGGCUUACCGAGUGCGGCAAGAGUGUCUUCGAGAUAGGCAGAUUGUUGUGGCCACUCAACCAAGAUCUGGAGCCUGCGGGAAUCGGUCAUUUCGACCGGAUUAUCUUAAAGGAGAUUUUCCAUUUGCAGGUUGGUUGUUAAACUCGAAGGGGUGUUUCAAUCCAAGGUUAUAGUACUUUAACGGGUCAUUGCUUAUUACACAGGUUGGUGUUACUACCAAAGGGGUAAUUCAUUCCACUAUUGGGAUACUUCUAAGGGUUAUUUAUCAUUACACAGGUUGGUUGUUAAACUCGAAGGGGUGUUUCAAUCCAAGGUUAUAGUACUUUAACGGGUCAUUGCUUAUUACACAGGUCGGUAAAGCCCACAUAUUACUGGUCCUUCGAGGGAACUGGACAGAAUCAUCGACAAAGCAGACGCCCUUUCAUUGCUAAGGACUAUCGAGAAUCAAUCCUUCUUCGCCAACGUCGGCAUUGCUCCUUGCUAAGGAUUGAAUUGCUUGUCCUUCUACACCUGCCCUCGUCAACACUGCUUCAAGAUGGCGAGUAUCGAGCUGAAAGCUCUCCAUAUCGAAAGAGGUAUCUGCAAGAGGAUGCUCACAAACAUUGAGAGAAGAGUCUCUGAGACUUCAAGCUUCACUGAGCAGUUGAUUGAUGUACUUCUUGGCGAAGUCCAGUCUACACUGAAUAGGUUUACACCAAUUCAGACACAAAUUGAGAUUUUCGUUGAUGACGAUCCCAAAUUGAAAGUUCACGAAGAGAAUGAGGGUGACUCAUUCAACAACAGAUGCGUGGAUCUUCGACUCAAACUUGGGCACAUUGCUGAAACAUGCAAAGGGAGUUCGAACGGAAGUCUUCCACAGCAAGAGGCUUUGGACAGUAGCAUCGCUGAUGUUCUACUGAAACAAACGGAUCUUUUGGAUAAGAUCGCUGAGUGGCAGAGGUCUAGCCCAGGAGCAACCAAUUCUGAGAGUAGUGCAACACGCUCCAAACUGCCACAAUUGAACCUUCCGUCUUUUGAUGGAAAAUACAUAGAUUGGCCGCAAUUCAGGGACGCAUUUGAGAAUGCCAUUCACAACAACGAUUCUCUCAGAGAUAGUGAAAAGAUGCAGUAUUUGAAGAUGUAUCUAACUGGAGGUGCUGCUGCGGACAUCAGUACUAUACCGAUCUCCAAUCAGACUUAUCAAUCUACCUGGGACAGUCUGAAGGCUCAGUACAACAAAAAGGUUCACCUCGUGAAUGCAUACAUCCAACAGUUUAUGGCACAAACUCAAAAGAAGGUCGAAAAUGCGUCAGAUUUGCAAUCUGCUAGUAGGAGAUACAAGCAGAUCGUUGAUGGUCUCAGAGCUUUGGGACCCGAGUGCUUCUCGCUCGACAUGUGGCUCAUUUAUUUGAUGAAAUUAAAUAUGAGCGAGAACUUCAGGCAAGAGUGGGAGAAAGGACGAAGUGCAGAUCAGAUGUCAACAAUCGAUGAAUUCUUCAAAUUCAUGAGUGACGUGACAGAUGUUAUGGAACGUGCUUCUCAUGGCACUUCUCCUGGCCCACCUUCAGUGCAAAAGACUACCAACAAGUCAAACAAGUCUGGGUUUAAGACCCACCACACGAAUGCUACAAAAUGUCCGGAAUGCGAGGGUGAACAUGCUUUGCCACAAUGUGAGAAGUUCCUGGCACUUUCGCUCUACGAGAGGCGUGAAAGGAUGGCACAACAUCAUCUUUGCUACAACUGUAUGAAACCACAUCAUUCAGCUGCCAAGUGUCAAUCCAAGGGGAAGUGUCAGAAGUGCGGUAGGAGGCAUCACACUCUGCUACACCCUCCAAAGAUGGAUCCAGUUCCGGAAGAGAUUGAUCAAUCUGUGAAACCUCAGGUGAAACCAGUAGCCGCAAAGGAAGUUGUACCUCAGUCACAGAAGACUCCUGAACAGUCACCAACUACUUCUUCAACCAUCACAACUCAUCACUCCUCAGUUCACCGCAAGGCAUUACUGCCAACCGCUAUUGUCAACGUGAGGGAUGUUUACGGCAAGUAUCAGGCUUGUCGAGUGCUUAUUGAUGGCGGAGGAGAGUGCACGAUGAUGUCAGAAGAGUGCGCUCAGAGACUUGCGUUGCCUAGAUCCAAAGCUAGGAUUGCUGUUCAUGGAGCUGGAGAAGUGAAUGUAGGCUACACAAGGGGGCUAGUCCACCUGGAAGUCGUCUCAAGAUAUGAUCCGAAUGACAAAAUCGAGGUUCAAGCUUAUGUUAUGGAGAAGGUUACUUCCAAGUUGCCUUCCGUGGAUCUCUCAGGGUUUAAGUGGGAUCAUAUCAAGAGCCUGCAGCUUGCUGAUCCUCAAUAUACCGUUCCGGGAAAGAUAGACAUCAUUCUUGGGGCUGAAUACGCUUUUGAGAUCAACUUGCCGCAAACACUCAAAGGGGACUCUGGACAACCAAUAGCUCAGCUUACCAUUUUCGGAUGGAUUGUGGGUGGUCGGAUCGAUAGCCCACUCAACAGCAUCACUUCACUGCAUACGCAUUACAAUUUGGAUGAGAUGCUAAAGAGAUUUUGGGAGGUUGAGGAAAGCCACCUCGACAAACAACCUCUACUUACAGAGGAAGAAGUCAUGUGUGAAGAACACUUCACACAAACACACUCAAGGGACGACACAGGCCGUUAUGUCGUCAAAUUACCAUUCAAAAAGGAUCACAAACCAUUGGGAAAUUCAAGCUCAACAGCGCUAGCUCGUUUCCAAUCAUUGGAAAAAAAGCUAUCCCGAGACCCAGACUUCCAUGAGCAAUACAAGGCGUUCAUGGGGGAAUAUAUCGGCUUGAAUCAUAUGGAACUAGUGACUGGACAUGAUCUGAAACCUGAGGAUGAAUCGUAUUUCUUGCCACAUCAAGCUGUUCUCAGACCUACAAGUGAGACAACCAAACUGAGAGUUGUCUUUGAUGCGUCAGCAACCACUCGCCCGAACAAUCCUUCGCUCAAUGAUAUACUGGCGAUUGGUCCUACCCGACAAGAUGAUCUGCUUGUGUUGCUUUUGCGUUUUCGAACGCACAAAGUAGCUAUGUCCGCUGACGUAGAGAAGAUGUACAGACAGAUCCUGGUUGCAAGCGAGGACAGAGAUUACCAAAGAGUGUUCUGGAGGACAAAUUCUCAGGAGAAGAUUCAGAUCUUUCGACUCUGUACCGUGACGUAUGGUACGUCAAGUGCACCGUUUCUUGCUGUGAGAGUUCUUCAUCAAAUAGCUAUGGACUACAAGGAUGAUUAUCCAGAGGCCUGUGAAGUUAUCUCCACAUCAUUUUACAUGGAUGAUUUGCUAUGUGGAGCUGAGUCCAUCGAAGACGGCAAGAAACUUCAAAAGGAGAUCCAGGAUGUUCUAGGCAAGGGACAUUUUGUUCUUAGAAAAUGGGCAUCUAACUCUAGUGAGGUUCUAGAUCAAGUUCCGCCUGAUCUCCAAGCUAUUACACCCGACGAGGUCAAAGCACACACCAAAUCGAUCUCAGCCCUUGGGCUUAAGUGGUCACCAGGUCCAGACAACUUUUCUUUGGUUAUUGAUGCUCUACCACUGGUAAGGACGAAACGCGAUUUGUGUGCUGCUGCAGCGAAGGUGUUUGACCCAUUGGGAUUUAUCUGCCCUGUCACGAUAAAUCUAAAGAUGAUGUUCCAAUCUCUUUGGCUGAUUCCUAAUCUUCAAUGGGACGAUGAACUGCCAGAUGAUACAGCGAAAUCGUAUGAGAGAGUGCAGACUGAAUUUUCCUUAAUUCAGAAAAUAGUCAUUCCGAGAGCGAUUCCAACCCAGAAAGAUGUGAUUGAAAUUCAUGGAUUCGCUGAUGCAUCAGAACGAGCGUACGGAGCUGUCAUCUACGCAAAGGGUAUGGAUGCUGAUGGGAACAUCGAGAUCAACAUUGUGAUUGCCAAAUCCAAAGUGGCUCCCCUAAAACCAAUCACAAUCCCAAGAAUGGAGCUAAAUGCUGCUGUUUUGCUUACACAACUGGUCACAAAGGUCAAAGAUUCUCUGGGAAACAAGAUGGUGGAAGUUCAUGCGUGGUCUGAUUCAACAAUUGUUCUUCAAUGGCUUCAAGAACCACCCAGGACAUGGAACAAUUAUGUAGCUAGGCGUGUUUACGCUAUUCAAGAGGUCGUUCCACCUACUCAUUGGCGCCAUGUGCCUACGGCACAGAAUCCUGCAGAUUGCAUUUCCAGAGGAGUAUCCCCAAAGGAGCUUUCGGAGCACACCUUGUGGUGGCAUGGACCACAAUGGCUCAGUGAGAAUGAAGAGAAGUGGCCAGAGAACAAGGUGAAGAGGGGGAAAACAGGCGAAGAGAGAUCAUCCCAUGCAGUUUCCCUCGUGACGCAAAACCAAGUCGACCCUCUUGAUCUGCUGAUUGAGAGAACUUCCGGACAUCUGAAGACUGUGCGGUAUCUAGCUUACUGGCUCCGUUUUAUUGGGAAUUUGAGAGUCAAGAAAGAGGAGCGAAAAACGGGUUUCCUGACAGUUAGUGAGUUGCAGAAUGCCACAACUUGUAUUCUGAAACAUAUUCAGCAGAAAGUAUUUCCGGUUGAAUACAAGAGCUGUGGACAAGGACACCCUCUUCCGAGAUCGAGCAAGUUGUUGAAACUUGUUCCUUUCCUGGACAAAGAUGGAUUGAUGCGGGUUCAGGGCCGACUGGCAAACUCAAACAUGGAUUACUCCACACAGCACCCCAUCAUUUUGCCAUCUGCUGCCAAAUUUGUGAGAGACCUGAUAGUGUUCACCCAUGAGAUGAAUCUUCAUGCUGGACCGGCGAUUCUGAUGAACACUUUACGCACGAAAUAUUGGAUUCUUGGGCUCAGGAAUCUUGUCAAGGGCAUCACCAGGAAGUGUGUGAAGUGCAUCAAGGCGAAACCAACCACUGAGACACCGUUUAUGGGUGACUUGCCUGCAGCUAGAGUCCAACAGAACAGGCCAUUUUACCAGACGGGUUGUGAUUUCGCGGGACCCAUCAAGAUUCGCGCAUCCAAGCUGAGGAAGGCUCCGGUCAUGAAGGCCUACAUAUGUGUAUUCAUAUGCAUGACCACGAAGGCGAUGCAUCUUGAGGCCGUCAGUGAUCUGACCACUGACGCUUUCCUGGCGAGUCUACGGAGAUUUACUGCACGUAGAGGGCAUUGUCACACAAUUUUCUGUGACAAUGGUACUAAUUUCCUUGGAGCAUCAGGGACAUCCCGUGAAGAAAGGCUCAAGGGAAUCCGUACCCACCAGCACAAGGUGACUUCAGAGAUGUCAGGUAAUGGAACACGAUUUAGUUUCAUUCCAGCCCAUUCACCCACGUUUGGAGGUCUUUGGGAACGUGGGGUUUCCAGUGUGAAAUCUCAUCUACGACGAGUGCUGGGGGAAAGUCUGCUGACUUUCGAGGAACUAGCAACAGUUCUGGCACAAAUAGAAGCGUGCCUGAACUCACGCCCACUCUGUGCGAAGUCUUCGGACCUAGAUGACAACGAACCAUUGACACCCGGCCAUUUCCUGGUCGGACACGCCAUGAAUCUGACCCCUGGCCCAGAUUUGCUUGAAGUUAAUCCCAACCGUUUAAGCCGAUGGUUACUACUUCAGCGCAUGGUGCAACAUUUCUGGAAGCGCUGGCAUAUGGAGUAUAUCACAUCGCUUCAACACAGACCCAAAUGGUACGAGAAGAAGAGGAACUUCUGUGUUGGAGAUUUAGUGCUGCUUCGAGAUAACCUUCUCAAACCCACUUACUGCAGAAUGGGAAGAGUCACUGCUGUCCAUCCGGGCAAAGAUGACAUCGUUCGGGUCGCAACAGUGAAGACAUCCGACGGCAUGCAGAAACGGGCAGUCAAUACCUUGGCCUGGCUGCCCACAGACGGUUUCUUGAGCCCCUCCAGGACUCAAGAGGGGGAAAAUGUGGGAAAUGAAGACGAACAAAAGGCCAACCGUCGCAAACAUUUGAACUGAGCGGACUGAGCGACGGUAUUUGUAAGACGCCUUUGUAAAAUCUUCACAGUGUGUAGAGAGAGUGCGGCUGACGCAAUAGGAGAAGUGCAACGCGUGUAAAACGACUCAAAGAAAAUUGAUGAAAUAUUCCCUUCAGGAUUGAAUUAGUUUCGUUAAUCGUUAGAAAGGUGUUAGAUCAAGUUGUGUAAUAAAGAAAUUUAGAAGUUAAA
Molecule: messenger RNA, 6480 nt
Organism: Phlebotomus papatasi
Lineage: Eukaryota; Metazoa; Arthropoda; Insecta; Diptera; Psychodidae
Exons: 3
Coding region: 890-6271 (1793 amino acids)
Biological process (GO): DNA integration
Molecular function (GO): nucleic acid binding
Source: RefSeq, a predicted model, not a curated record